Molecule: messenger RNA, 1566 nt
Organism: Aspergillus wentii DTO 134E9
Lineage: Eukaryota; Fungi; Ascomycota; Eurotiomycetes; Eurotiales; Aspergillaceae
Exons: 5
Coding region: 1-1566 (521 amino acids)
Source: RefSeq, a predicted model, not a curated record
AUGACUUCCCUUUCACUUCUACUCGUCUUUUACAUUCUGUCACUCCUUUCCCUCGCCCAUUCUCUAAAAUCCACUCCCAUCGACCUCGGCUACGCAACCCACGCACCCACAUAUCUCAACUCAACCGCGUCAGGAACUCGUGUAUCCCUCUACAACAACAUCAGGUUCGCGCAGCCCCCGACCGGCGACCUCCGAUUUCGCAAGCCACGCACUCCCCCACCACACCAGGCCGGCAUCCAAGACGGACGCGAUCGACUGUACACCUCUGACUGCGUGAGCUCGGCGCCCGAUGAAGUUCCCAUCCCCGGCAUCAACGGCUCAACCUGGGGACAGGAGGAUUGUCUUUUCUUGAAUGUCUGGGUUCCAGAAGGAGUGCGCCCGGGAAUCGACCGGGUGCCGGUGGUCCAUUGGUUGCAUGGUUCGGGAUAUGCAUUUGGCAGUAAAGACAUCAUGGUGGAUGGGAUGUCUUUGAUGGAUCGUGUGAGAAAACCAGAGGAUCGGUUCAUCUAUGUGGCGAGUAAUUAUAGGCUGGGGCUUUAUGGGUGGUCCUCGGCCGCAGACGAAGAUAUGGACGCCAAUGUCGGGCUGCAUGAUGGUAUUGCUGCGGUGGAGUGGACGAAGAAGUACAUAUCGCGCUUUGGUGGUGAUCCGGAUAAUAUCACGGUCAUGGGAGAGAGCGCAGGGGCCACGAUGGUUGCCUUGAUGUUGGUCGCAGAAGGACUUGACCUUCCUUUCCAAAAGGCAUUUAUCUCGUCGCCCGCCAUGAUGCCCAGACGAAACGUCACGAGCCGUCGCAGAAAUGUUUUCAAUCAAGUCCUCAAAGCAGCCAACUGCAUAUCCCUUGGCUGUCUACGCAAUGCGUCCGCUACAACCCUGGUCAAGGCUAAUAAAUAUCUCCUCAUUGAGGUCCCAGGUAUUGGGCUGGGGCCGUUCCCUGACGGGAAAUAUAUCCCCGAUGCGAUGACAAUCCUAUUCAACAAAGGACAGUUUAAUAAACAAGUCCAAUCUGUGGUCUCUGGCAACACCGCUGCCGAAGGAUUCGGGACAACCCCAGAUGUGAGCACCAUGCACGAGUUUGCCACACUCAUAAGGCGCAUGCUACCUGGGGCAACCAAUGCCACCGUCCAGCGGAUCCGGGAAUUGUACCCAUACCCGGACUCUCAGAUACAGGCCGUGGCAGCAGAUUGGACGACUGAUGUUGCGUUUGGCUGCAACGCUCAGGCAAUCGCAAAGGCAUAUGCGAACAAGACGCGACGAUAUGUUUUUUCAGUUCCGCCUGCAAUGCACGCGCUGGAUUUGAAUUAUCUAUUCUACACGGAUGAAGAUAAAACACCCGUCUCGAACGUGACGUUGGCAAGGGAGUUCCAGUCCAGAACGCUUGCUUUCGUCCGUGGACACGGCAAUACUCCUAAUACUGCGACUGGGGACUGGCCGGUUUAUGAGAACAGGUCAAGCAUGGUAAAUAUCACAGAGGGUGGCUUUGUGAAGGCCGUUGAUCCUUGGGCUAUGAGGAAAAAUUGUGACUUGAUAUUUGAAAUAGUUAUGGACCCAGCGAAUGGGGCUUGA